Molecule: messenger RNA, 519 nt
Organism: Fusarium oxysporum Fo47
Lineage: Eukaryota; Fungi; Ascomycota; Sordariomycetes; Hypocreales; Nectriaceae
Exons: 2
Coding region: 130-405 (91 amino acids)
Source: RefSeq, a predicted model, not a curated record
UUACACUCUUUUACAGGCAGCCGUUUGAAAAGUCAAGCAAAGCGCGACGCGACGCGAAACGCCGCGAUUGACGCAGUUGCGGACAGCAUCGUUGUGACCUCGGAGGACGCCUGCCCUCGGGAUUCCAGCAUGCGUAAAUCAGACUGGCCACGAAAGCUAACAGCGAAAGGAAUGGAGAACUUGUCCGGUAAUGUUGGGAUAGUAAUGCAAGCCCUGAUCCGCGAAGUAUGCGACGAAACAAUGAAACAGAUGGCGAAGGCGCAGCAGGAAACCGUCAAGGAAAUCACGACUUCUCACGAGAGAAUCAUUGGGACUCUGUGGAAUGCCUGGAAAAAGGAGCAGCAGGCGCUCGAGCAAAUGAUCGAAGGCCAGGUAAAAGCGAUCAGGCAGCUGCAACAGGAUUGACGAGCUCAAACGAAUGCAGCAGCACGCCUCACGCGAUAUCGAGCCCCUGCAAGUGCAGGCCACCGAAGAGAUCAAACACAUCCACGAGAAAUUAGAUUCAAGCAGCUCUAGCCA